GGCGGUUACAUACAAGAUGUCAAGAGCAUCAUUGAGUGGCUUUUCCAUCGUGCCCUUCGUUACCUGGAGAUUGCGACCAUCUAUUGGCAGUGACUGGGGAACCGCACAAGUUCAAAGUAUCCUCCUUGGAAAUACCAGCGCCUCUUCAAGGAAAUGGGCCCUCCCUUCAAGAUCCGAUUGUUCCUAAACCCCUGGGGGCAAUAUGAGAAUUUCCAGCAUCUCCCGCCCGCUCAAAGACAUGACUUCGUUAUCAGUCGACUCGAAAAUGCCCGCAGAAGGGAAUGGCUCUGGGUAGUUCUGGUUGCCGGCAUCGGUUUCUUCACAGACGCAUACUGCAUCUUCUCGGUGAAUAUGGUGACUCCGAUGCUCAGUGUAGUCUAUUGGAACGACAAGGUCAACAGUACAGCUUCGUCGCUCGUGCACAAUUAUGAGGUAGCCCUCGGCAUCGUCACUCUAGGAGGCGCGUUGGUCGGCCAGCUCAUCUUUGGAAUCGCGGCUGAUAUCUGGGGCCGCCGCAAGAUGUAUGGACUGGAGCUGAUCAUUCUGAUUUUCAGCACCCUUGGGAUGGCUAUGGCGUCCUCGGGCAAGAAUGACUCCAUGUCCAUGAUUGGAGUCCUUCUAUUCUGGCGCUUCUUCAUGGGUCUGGGCGUGGGAGCUGACUAUCCACUUUCUGCCGUAAUCUGUUCCGAAUUUGCACCAACCCGCAUCAGGGGCCGAAUGCUGGCAGCAGUCUUCUUCUGUCAGUCUAUCGGGGAGGCAGCAGCAGCUUUGGUCGCUCUCAUUGCCGUUGCUGGAUUCCGUCACAGCUUACCAGAUGACCCUAGCAAUGUGGAUUGCGAUAUCAGUUGUGCCCGUGAUAUUGACAAGAUUUGGCGGCUUAUUGUCGGCCUCGGAGCGGUGCCUGCCUUCAUCGCACUCUGGUUCCGGUUAACCAUCAUUGAGUCACCAAGGUAUACCGUCGAUGUGUUGCAGAAUACCCUGCAAGCUGUUGCCGAUGUCUCUCAGUUCUAUCAGCAAGGAAAUCCUUCACAGACAUCUAGCUUGAGCGUCGGUCAGGAGUCGCAUGAGCAGCUCGAGUCUACGCACAGGUCCUCCCAUGUCGAGGAAGGCCGUAUCUUGUCACCAGUAUCGUCUCAUCAAUCACAGACGGUAGAUCGUGAGUGUAAGUCAAUCAUUCCAGCAAGUCGAUGGUCAGAUUUCAAACGUUUUCUGCGGCGCGGACAUAAUCUGCGCAUCCUUAUGGCUACUUCCUUGUGCUGGUUCUGUCUCGACUUGCCCUUCUACGGGCUAGGCCUGAUGAAUGCGGACGUCAUCAACGUAAUUUGGUCCGGUAGCGCCUCGAGUGCCAAACCAGUCGGAAUAUAUCAGUACUUUUUGCGGAUGUCAUACCAAAGCAUAGUGGUCGUCUCAUCCGGAGCAAUCGUGGGCAGCGUCAUCGCCAUCCUAGUCAUCGACCGGAUCGGCCGGCGAACCCUGCAGUUCAUUGGGUUUUGUUGGCUCUUGAUUCUCAAUAUAAUCAUUGGAGCGGCAUUCCACUAUCUGAGCACCGAUGGCAAUUCUUCCGCUCUGGUAGUCCUCUAUCUGUUGACACAGAUCUUCUUCAACUUUGGACCAAACACCACAACCUAUAUCAUCCCCGCCGAGCUCUUUCCCACCCGAUUCCGUUCCACAUGCCAUGGCAUUGCCGCAGCAUCGGGCAAAUUGGGUUCCAUAAUUGCACAAUGCUUUCUGGGGUACGUGAGUUUCGGGCCUCAAGCAGGUUGGGCACAUGUUCCAAAUUGGCUAGGUUAUGCUCUCUUGUGUCUUGCAUUUUUCAUGCUUAUGGGUCUCAUCACAACGUACUGGAUUCCCGACACGAGAGACUCCCAGGGAAACAACAAGUCCCUUGAGCAGAUUGCAGCGGAGAUGGAGCCUGACAUUGAAGACAUUCCCCUCGGGCUCCGAGCUGGCGACAGUUCCAGUGAAUACGCCGACAUUGAUUCUUGAGUCAGUAAAGG
Aspergillus ibericus CBS 121593 is the source of this 1997-nucleotide messenger RNA. RefSeq names its product inorganic phosphate transporter. Gene Ontology annotation, biological process: transmembrane transport. The record is from RefSeq and is a predicted model, not a curated record. Gene Ontology annotation, cellular component: membrane. NCBI's taxonomy places the organism in Eukaryota, Fungi, Ascomycota, Eurotiomycetes, Eurotiales, Aspergillaceae. Gene Ontology annotation, molecular function: transmembrane transporter activity. The transcript has 7 exons. The coding region runs from base 154 to 1986 and encodes 610 amino acids.